AUGACCCCUAUGCAGGUGUCUGAAGAAUUUUUACAGCUUGAACGUCAUGUUAUAACUGUUCAUCUGCGCAUUGAUAAAGCACUUCUAAUUAGAACCCUUGAUCUGAUUGUCCAGAUGAUGACACAAACAUCAUUUCUGUGCAUCAUUUUCCUCCUGCACACAAGGACUUUCACUCAAUGCAGCAGCAGAAGCCCACACUCUCCACUUCAUGAGCUUCACCAGCCAGGGGACCUCUUUGUGGGUGGCAUCGUUUUUCAUGCCUUCAUCUUGUCCCAGCCAAUAGACUUCACAGACUAUCCCCCACCUACUUGUUCUGAAGAUAUUACUGUCCUGACUAAGAAUUAUCAGCACAUCCUAGCUUUUGUAUUUGCUGUGAAAGAGCUCAAUGAAAACCCAAAGAUCUUACCCAAUGUCACUCUGGGAGUCCACAUCUAUGACAGUUAUUUUCAUGCUGAAUGGACCUAUCAAUCCACAAUGCGACUCCUCUCCACACCAAGGAGAUUUGUCCCCAACUACAAAUGUGACUUCCAGAACAACCUCUUAGCUGUCAUUGGUGCACUAGAUGCACCGAUCUCCCUUGAUGUGGCAGUCAUCUUGCAUAUCUACAAGAUUCCACAGCUCAUCUAUGGCUCCACUCCGGUAAUGAAUGAUAAAAUCCCUGGUCUGCUCUUCUACCAGAUGGCUCCAAAAGAGUCUCUACAGUAUAUAGCUAUUUUAAAAUUACUUCUGCAUUUUAAGUGGACGUGGAUUGGGAUCCUUUACGCAGAUGAUGAAAAUGGGCAGAGAUUUGUGCAAUCUGAAUUGGAGCUUUUCCCCCAGAAUGGUAUCUGUGUUGCCUUCAUGGAAAGAUUCCCCGACUCACCCUUUCUCUCUGGACAUGAGGAUAAUCUGCUAAAGGGGGCAAAAAUAUACAUUAAAGUCAUGGGAAGCAAAGCCAAUGUAUUGGUAGUUUAUGGAAAAUCCUAUAGCAUGGUAUAUUUGAGAUGGUUGCCCUACUUCUCAGAAUUUGAAAACAUGCCACAGAAGGGGAAAGUGUUGAUAAUGACAGCUCAGAUGGAGCUCAAUUCAUACACCUAUCAAAGGACUUGGGGUACGGACAUCAUUCACGGUGCCCUGUCCUUCACCGUACAUUCCAGUGAUCACCCUGGAUUUCGACAAUUUGCAGACAGCAGAAACCCUUCCAGCACAAAAAAUGAUGGUUUUAUCAGGGAUUUCUGGCAACAGGCCUUUGGCUGUAGAUUCACAAAUUCUACUCCAGACAACAUCAACAAUGACAUCUGCACUGGGGAGGAAAAGUUGGAAAGCCUUCCCGGGCCUUUCUUUGAAAUGAGCAUGACUGGCCACAGUUACAGCAUCUACAACUCUGUCUAUGCUGUGGCCCAUGCUUUCCAUGCCAUGCUCUCAUCUAGACUCGAAGGCAGAGCAGUAGUUGAUGGAGGAGGUUUGAAACUUCAUGUUCAAGGGUGGUGGCAGCUCCAUCACUUUCUGAGAGGCAUUUCAUUCAACAACAGUGUUGGGGACAAGGUUUGCCUCAAUCAAAAUGGGGAGUUAGCAGCUGGAUUUGAUAUUAUAAACUGGGUUUUCUCCACCAACAAGUCCUUUCAGAGAGUGAAAGUUGGGAGGAUGCAUCCACACCUUCCUCCAGACCAAAUGUUUACCAUCGAUGAGGAUGUAAUCACAUGGCACACCAUGUUUAACCAGAUACAGCCUCUGUCCGUAUGCAGUGAUAGUUGCCAUCCUGGAUAUAGGAAGAAAAGAAAAGAAGGGGAGCCAUUUUGCUGCUACGAUUGCAUUCCAUGUCCAGAAGGGAAGAUUUCAGAUAAUAAAGACAUGAAUGACUGUAAAAAAUGUGCAGACGAGCACUAUCCAAACACACAUCAAAGUGUAUGCAUUCCCAAGGAGAUCAGCUUCCUGUCCUAUGAAGAACCUUUGGGGAUCAUUUUAAACAUUUUUACGUUCUCCUUUGUCUUGCUUACAGCUCUGACAAUAGUAAUUUUUGUGAAGCACCACAACACUCCUAUAGUCAAAGCCAACAACCGGAGCCUCACUUAUAGUCUACUCGUCUCUCUGCUGCUGUGUUUCCUGUGUGCACUUCUAUUUGUUGGCCCACCCCAGUGGGUGUUGUGUCUCCUGCGACAAAUGGCUUUUGGCAUGGUCUUCUCUGUGGCUGUUUCUUGUGUGUUGGCAAAAACCAUCACUGUAGUUCUGGCUUUCAUGGCCACCAAACCAGGAAGCAGAAUGAGAAAGUGGGUGGGGAAAAGACUGGCCAACUCCACAGUUCUUUCCUGCUCCCUCGUCCAGGCAGGCAUUUGUACUUUAUGGCUGAUAACCUCACCCCCGUUCCCUGAUGUUGACAAGCAUUCAAUGAGGAAAGAAAUUGUACUGAUGUGCAAUGAGGGGUCCGUGACUCUGUUUUACUGUGUCCUGGGCUACAUGGGCAUUUUGGCCCUCGUGAGCCUCACCGUUGCUUUCCUUGCCAGGAAGUUACCGGACAGUUUCAAUGAAGCCAAAUUCAUUACUUUUAGCAUGUUGUUGUUCUGCAGUGUUUGGCUCUCCUUCAUCCCAACAUACCUGAGCACUAAGGGGAAAUACAUGGUUGUUGUGGAGAUCUUCUCUAUCCUCUCUUCCUCUGCUGGCUUGCUAGCUUGCAUCUUUUUCCCAAAAUGUUAUAUUCUUCUCUGGAGAUCUGAACUAAACAGCACGGAACAUCUAAUAAGGAAGUAA
Molecule: messenger RNA, 2724 nt
Organism: Euleptes europaea (tarantolino)
Lineage: Eukaryota; Metazoa; Chordata; Lepidosauria; Squamata; Sphaerodactylidae
Product: vomeronasal type-2 receptor 26-like
Exons: 7
Coding region: 1-2724 (907 amino acids)
Biological process (GO): G protein-coupled receptor signaling pathway
Cellular component (GO): membrane
Molecular function (GO): G protein-coupled receptor activity
Source: RefSeq, a predicted model, not a curated record